Bombus pyrosoma is the source of this 6881-nucleotide messenger RNA. Its product is annotated as rho guanine nucleotide exchange factor 10. The record is from RefSeq and is a predicted model, not a curated record. Gene Ontology annotation, molecular function: guanyl-nucleotide exchange factor activity. Bases 200 to 4819 code for a protein of 1539 amino acids. The transcript has 15 exons. Gene Ontology annotation, biological process: positive regulation of stress fiber assembly; actin cytoskeleton organization. Lineage: Eukaryota; Metazoa; Arthropoda; Insecta; Hymenoptera; Apidae.
UCUUUGCCCCGCGAGUGUGUUUACUCCUGUGAUACGGUCGCUCGACCCCUUUUUUCCGGAUUUCAAAUGGAUUCACAACGGUCAAUAAUAACUUAACCAGAGGAUCGCCUUUUCAGCGUACAUCACUUUUCUGCAAGAAAAAGUGAAAGAACGAUGAAAAAGAGGCGCAUUAAUUGAACGAUAAUCAGAACGAUGCAUCAUGGCUUCGUCUUUAGGGGGACCAGGAAUGGCGUCAAGUGUCCCGUCACCGCGAAGAGUCAACCUGGAGUUUCCACCACCUCCACCUUAUCCACCGCCUCACAGCCAGAUGGCCUGCCCUGGAUUGGUGGAUCCUGGAUCGGUAGCGUCUCCGAUGACGAGUUCUGCUCAUCAGCAUCCCCUUCAGGAUUAUUCAUAUGCUUACUUCGAACCUGGACCGAGUCGGCUGCAUGGCACAUAUCCGGCGGAAGUUGGCCUGAAUCGUGUGCAGCCACAACAACAGCAACAAUUGCGCGCAGAUUCGUUCAAGAGACACACAUACAUGACACGAUACGGGACAGAGGAGAAUAUUUACGAGGAGAUAUCGGAGAUCAACAGACAAUGUCACCGAGCAUUGCAUGGUUCGAGAAGAUCCCUAGUGGCGGAAGAGGUACGACGAGUUCAGUCACGGCAUCGUCGAGUACUCGGGGAAUUGAAUUUGAGCGUGGAGGCGAUGCUGAUGCCUACCGUAGCCGAUAACAACGACGAGGACGAGCCACAGGACCAACGAGGGGCGUCCACAGAGGAACUGUUAUCCUCGGUCAGUCCCACCGACGACCUCCUUUCGCCCGUUGGCUGUGACAUGGACAGCGGCUUCAGUGGAAGCUCCAGUGCAAGUUACAGGUCGGGGCUGGGAUCGUUGAGGAGGGGAAUGGGCAAGACUAGCACUCCGGAAUUAGCGGGCGGACAGCGUAAAACGAAAGCGGCUAUGAUCUGGAAAAAGGGUUGGAAAGGCUGGAAGAAACUGCAUUCUUUCGGGAACAAUAGCAACAAGACUGAUGAACCACGUUCAAGGUGUAGAUCAUGGGAUGACGUAGGACCGACUAAAAUGGAAACUGUCGGCCAAACGCACAGACAACAUCAUCCCUCCUUAGAGGCAACUAGGUCCAAUACGUCGACACAGUCGGCUAGAAGCGAGGACUCUUGGUGCUCAGCAUCGGAUCAUGACCUCUCCUCGGACGACGAAAGUGAGAAGAGUAAUAUCAGUAUUAAAAGCAAUUGCCAAUUGAGGAAUACGUUGCACAAGGCAAGGACGCUGUGUGACAAGUGGAGGCCACAAAAUAUGCGAGUGAACAAUGCUGACCCAUUGGAUUCGCCCGGAAACCAUGGAAGACUAUCUAGAUGGUUCAGUAUCCGGAGAGGAUCGACACAACAAUAUGAUGUGGAUUCCUCCGACACGGUAUCCCUUACCAGUCCCAUCAAAACACCUCAAAUGCCGCAACUUUGUGAAGUUGAAGAGGAAAACAGUGCAAUGGUGCAAUUUCAGUGCAUGCAGCAACGUAGGCAAACUCCACCCGCCCUUCCUCCGACACCUCCGAAUUUAACUCCUCAACAGCUAAAACGUCGACAUAUAGUAGCAGCUAUAGUACACUCUGAAAACAGUUAUGUGUCCACGUUACAGAGGCUAGUGAACGAUUACAAGAAACCAUUAGAAGAAUCCUCGCCGCCUAUAUUGAGUCAGGCAAAAAUAGCAACAUUGUUCCACAGAUUGCCUGAAAUUCUGCAAUGCCAUACGUUAUUUAGAAUUGCAUUAGCUGAAUGCGUACGUUCAUGGGACAAGGACGAAAAGUUAGGAGACGUGUUUGUAGCAAGUUUCAGCAAAGCUAUCGUUCUUGACAUUUAUAGUGGGUUUAUAAAUAAUUUUUCAGUAGCUAUGGAUUUGGCUAAGCAAGAAUCAAAAAGAAAGACUGCGCUAGCCGAUUUUUUCAAGGUGAAACAAAUAAGUGCACACGAUAGAUUGUCCUUCUUUGGAUUAAUGGUAAAACCUGUGCAGAGGUUUCCACAAUUUAUACUAUUCUUACAAGAUUUACUGAAACACACGCCACAAGGUCAUCACGAUAGGAUGUCGUUGCAAUUGGCGUUGACCCAAUUAGAGAGUUUGGCGGAAAUGUUGAAUGAAAGGAAACGUGAAGCGGAACAGUUCCAAGCGUUUAAAGAAAUGCUUCGACAUGUAUCUGGGAAAUUGUCCCAUCGACCUCUUUCGUCGUCAUCUAGGUAUCUUAUAAGAGAAGAUAAUGUUACGCAAUUGGAAUUUAAUCAAAACGGCAUGAUAACAAAGUCUAAAAGAAGAAGGUUGUUAUUAUUGAAUGAUCUUGUAGUGUGCGUUUCGGUAACUCCAAGAUCCGCAGAGGAUUUUAGCGGGAGUGAAAGACUAACUUUGAAAUGGACAUAUCCUGUAUCGGAUAUUGAGAUUCAGGAUACAAGCACUUCACCAACGUUAAGUCGUUUACUGACUGCUGGUCUAAAUAAAUGCGGAAGCCUAAAAUCUGACAAGAGCGGCGAUUGCGGACAAGUGGGUGCAGAUAGUCUCUGCGUAGAGAUGAACGAUCUAAUGCAUGACUAUGAAGUCAUGUCUAGGAUAAGCGAUUUAGUCGCACAACUAAAGGGUAAAUACGAGGGUAUGACGCUUGAGAAAACUAAACAAAUUCUGCAAUCCAUACAACUUUCAAUACAACAAAAAGAUGAAGACAUGGUUUGGGCAGAUAGUUGUUGCCUGCAAUUAGUAACGAAGCAAGGACAGAUGUACACGUUUCAAACCGAAAAUCCUCUGGUGAAGAAAGACUGGAUAACGGAGCUUAGACUAGCACAGCUAGCCUUGGAUCCAAAUAAUUCGCCAUCUUGGGAAGUACCUGAACAAGAACAGCGACCAUCUACAAAAAUGCCACUUUUCGUUAGUUCCCAACAAGUAUAUCAUUCGCAACAUCAGACAGAGGUACGUUGCGGCUGCUAUUAUACCACGCAGAAUCCACGUCUCACGAGGCGUCGUGGAAGAAGUCAAAGUUACUUGUGGAUAUGUACAGGCGACGGUAUAUCCAGUCACGUAACAGUAUUUGGUCAAUCCACAACAGCCUCGGCAACUUCCUUGAAGCAAAUUACAGCUUUUGAUUUGGUAGAGACUAGAGUCGCCGCCAUAGAGUUCGUAAAGGGUGUUUCUUCCGAUCCACUCUCAUUAGCGAGCGAUCUCGUAUGGAUGGGUACGGAUUCUCGGAAAAUUUUAAUCUACAUCGCCUCGGAACCUGAGAAGCAAGAAGAACUUGGAAACUAUUCCGUCUCAGGUCCAGUGAUACAAAUCAAGUAUCAUUGUGACAACGUUUUCGUCGCCCUAGGAAUUGGUUUACUUCUCCUGUUCAAAAGGCAAGUGGAUGGCACUUGGAAUCUGAGAGAUCCGUUUGUAAUAUCCCUAGGCAGCGAACCGGUCUCUUGCUUGAUGCCAAUUAACGCGUCUGUCUAUGCUGCUUGCGGCAAAAAAGUUUGGGUACUUAACGCAGUCAGUGGUGACAUUACGAAAAGUUUCAGCGCGCAACACGAACACGUUGGCAGCGUGAAACUGAUGGCUCAUUCCGGAGUAGGUCUCUGGGUUGCUCUUAAGAAUUCCAGCACCGUUUGCCUGUAUCAUACAGAAACUUUCAAACACCUCCAAGACAUCAAUAUAGCAUCCAACGUAUUGAGAGUAACGAGGUCGAACAAUGCCUCAAAUUCUUGUGGCGAUAACUUAAACAACAAUCAAACUGCAGUCACUGUGACAGCACUUUUAGCGUGCAAGGGCUUACUCUGGGUCGGUACAAACGUAGGCAUCAGUCUGACGAUUCCUCUGCCACGAUUGGAAGGAGUACCUAUCAUUAGUGGUCGUGUAAAUAUUUCAUAUCACGCGCACUUCGGUCCUAUCACCUUUUUACUUGCUAUUCAGAAUCCAAAGAACACGAUAAGCUGUACAACCGAUGAAAUCGCCGACGAGGAAACUGUACAGUUACGGUCAAAGGAAUCUGAUAGUAGUAGGAAUAGAGAUCGAGCAAGUUUGGAUUCCUCUAUGUCAAACAGUAUAUUGAAAUUGAAACAACAAUUGGCGAGCAGCCCAGUAAUGUUAAGACGAAAACGUAGCAAAGAAUACGAGUACAGAGGUUCGAAGACACUUCCCAGAGGGCUCGGAUCUGGUGGAGGCUUUCUGUCAAGCUCGAUGUCCGGAUCACAGAGUUCUGGAGAGAAUUGCGACGUCUACGGCUUAUACGGAGAAUUAAUGUAUGUGAAAGAUUAUGAAAACGAGAAUAGCUCUGGUAUUGAUUUAAUUUACGAGCCACUAAGAAGAAGCGAUCCAGAACUGGCAGCCAUACCAAAUAAAGUUAGUACCUUAGAUCGUAGACUGAAGAUGAAAAUCACCAGACCCAGAUCGCUCGACUUAUCGAAUUGGUCAGUCGAUUCUCAUGCAAGUUCUCUCUAUACGUCUUCUGGCUCUGAAGAGAAUCUUUCAUUGAAAACUGGCAAAUUAUCUCGAAAUAGUAGUACAGCUAGUCGAAAUGGUCCUUAUGAAACGACUACUCCCAACAGUAGUAUAGUACAGUCUGUACCGGAAACGAUAUCAUCACCCAAUAAUUUGAAAACGAAUGGUAAGAAGAUCAAUAAAACGUUGCAACAAAUUGAACAGCCUAAAAAGACCGUUCUAACAUUAAUGGGUGGUCGAGGUUACAUCAAUUGGAGACAGUUAAACGCGCAAUCGGUCACCGACAAAGGCUCUAAAUCGGCUUACACUUUCAAAGAUCCUAACAGCAACGAUGCCCAUAUCGUAUUAUGGGAAAUGAAGUUAUGAUACUCAGUUACGCUAGGCCUAUCAUUACGCCAGUAUGGAUAGAAAUGUUUAAAAAAUGCUUUCAAUAGCCGAUGGCGAGCUCUGUAGUAUCGGCGUAUAGGACCAAAAAAGGAAAAAAAAAUAAGAAACUAUUGUCAAACUGAUAUCCACUUAAUUAGUAAGGAUACUCGGUAAGGAUUCGUUAAUUAGCGUAGUUUUUAAGUUUAGUCGCAACGAGUGUUCGAUAUGAAUAUCUCUUGGAACUAUGUUUGAAAAUGAUGUUCAACAUUUCUCGAACGUUCUUAUCGUUUGCAGUGCAAAGAUCUAGUUUUUUCGUGUAGCUCUCUAAACACAGAAAGAGGAAGCAGAAAUCUCGUAUUUUAUUAUACACUCUUUAGUCCUUCAAUACGGUCAAGAUCUAUAUUCCUUUCUCUUAGGCUGUUGUGUUUCUUUCGUGUACACUCGUAUAUGUUUAUUUAUAUUUUUCUUUUAUUUAAAAGAGUAAAGAAAGGAAGCACAUUUAACGGAACAAAAGGCGUUGAGUAUAUGUGUAUAACUAUAUAAACGUAAUUAAAUAUUGGGUUUUGAAAAUAUGUACUGAUAUACGAGUGUGCGCGUUAUUGGAAGAAAGAAUUAAUCUUUCAACGUGUAUUUUAAUAAACAUUGUUAUUUCUGUAGUUACGUAUAAAAACAAUUUAAAGCAAUGGUAUUCUUAUAAAUAAUUUAACAAAAAAACCGAAGAUCACUAAUGGAUUAAUUUGAAAUUUAAUAUGGCGGAUGAAAAUGGACAUGAUUUGAAUACCAUUGAUUUGAAACUCCAGAUUUCGAACUUUUGUUAUUCGGUGGGAAUCAUGUCAUGUGCACAUGAAUUUGUAAGAUAUAUGAAUAUAAAACGUUAUCUUACGCUUUAUACGCAGGACGUUUCGCGUCGUGAGGGAAAGACGAUAGAAUUUUUAAGUGUUUCUCGUGUUUUCAUUUCAAAUCUUGUAAAUGAAAGUUUAAAAGAAAACCCCAAUUUUUGUAAACUGGGGACGAAAUAAAGUGCACAGAGCAGCGUCUGUGAUUUAAUCUUUUUGAUGCAUUAACUGCGCCUAGCAUACGCAAAAUCUUUGACAAUAUUAAACAUUUUCUUUAAGUUUUUUCUUGCAUCAAUAAAAUAAAGAAAAAAAAAAAAAGAAAAUUCAAAAUAUACAACCAAAUUUAUUGGACACAUUUAGUUUUUUUAUUGGUAGAAUAAAAGUGAAAAAUUUUGAAGUUUGGUUUUUCUAAUGCUUUAAAAAAAAAUGAAUCUCAUGUUGCUAUUGUUCUUUACUAAAUGAUGUUAUAGAUCAUUCGGUAAUAUUUAAUAGCAUUUUUUGAAGGUACGUAAGAUAUAUUUUAUAUCUUUUAUAAACGUUAGUACGUUGAACAUUUUUGAUAUAUAUUUUACUGCCAAACGCGAUAAAGAUUUCUCAAAAGAAGGAAAAAAAAUGGUGGUUGAGAGAAAGGAUGCGCAAAACAAAAAGAUCUCUGAAGAUCGAUGACAUUGCAUGUUGUCCGUUCUUUACUUGUGAUACGAUCGACCAGGCAAAAAAGAGAGGUUUAGAAGAUGGAAAAAAGUUUAUAUCAGUUACCCAGUGAGAGAAGUAUAUCGUAGUUUUGUCGCAAAUGUGCUGUUAAGUUUUUCGCUACCGGCAUGGACGAACGAGUCUGCGUGUACAUAUCAUAUUUUCCAAGGAAAUUAAUUUUUAUAUCGCAAAUGAAUCCUGGAUAGAUUUAUAUUUUGUACACUACUUUUUUUCUGUUUAGGUUUAUAUAAAUAUAUACAUAAAUGUAAUCUUAUUUUGUAUUUAUACGAAUGAUACAUACACGUGGAAUUUAUUCAGCAAUACUUUAUUUUAUACACACGGUACACGCACACGUUAUACACACAUACAUUGCGCGCGCAUAUAUUUAUUACUUAAAAAAAGUCGUAACGUUGUAUUAUUGUUAUGUACGAAACUCGAAAAUUUUGUUACGUUAGCGUUCAAAAAAGCUAUUCGAUUCAAUGAUUUUCACUUUGUAUUGCUAUAUUGCUGGAUAUUAUAAUUAUUUAAAAAACGAA